CUGCCCAAGUCUUUGGAGCCGGGAACGACCCAAAACUCAGAGAGAAAAAAAAAAAAAAAAAAAAUCCUUGGGUUCUUUCUUCUCUUGCAAAGAUCUGAAAUCAAAGCCCUAAGCUUUGCUUCGCUUUCAAUGGCGCAUCGAAGAACAAAUAUCUUGUUCCUCCUCUGCUCUCUGUGCUUCGCCUUCUCCGCCAUUGCAGGGAAGAGUUACUACGAUAUACUGCAGGUGCCACGUGGCGCGCAGGACGAGCAGAUCAAGAGGGCGUAUCGGAAGCUCGCGUUGAAGUACCAUCCCGAUAAGAACCCGGGAAAUGAGGAGGCUAAUAAGCGAUUCGCCGAGAUUAACAACGCGUACGAGGUGUUGUCGGAUAGCGAGAAGAGGAAUAUAUACGAUAGGUAUGGGGAAGAGGGACUGAAACAGCAUGCGGCUAGUGGAGGAGGCAGAGGUGGUGGAGGAAUGAACAUCCAAGACAUUUUUAGCCAGUUUUUCGGUGGAGGCCAAAUGGAAGAGGAAGAGACAAUUUCUAAAGGUGAUGAUGUGAUUGUCGAAUUGGACGCAAGUUUGGAAGAUUUAUACAUGGGAGGCUCUUUGAAGGUUUGGAGGGAGAAAAACAUUUUAAAGCCAGCCCCGGGCAAGAGACGUUGUAACUGUAGAAACGAGGUCUAUCACAAGCAAAUAGGUCCCGGGAUGUUCCAACAGAUGACAGAGCAGGUCUGCGAGCAAUGCCCAAAUGUCAAAUAUGAAAGGGAGGGAUAUUUUGUCACUGUUGAUAUAGAGAAAGGGAUGCAGGAUGGGCAAGAGGUCGUUUUCUAUGAAGAUGGUGAGCCUAUAAUAGAUGGAGAACCUGGAGAUUUAAAGUUUCGUAUCCGCACAGCCCCCCAUGAUCUCUUUGUAAGGGAAGGCAAUGACUUGCACACAGCUGUCACUAUAACACUGGUUCAAGCCCUAGUUGGUUUUGAGAAGACAAUCAAACAUCUUGAUGACCAUUUGGUGGACAUCAGCACAAAGGGAAUUACUAAGCCCAAAGAAGUGAGGAAGUUCAAAGGGGAGGGUAUGCCAUUGCAUUUUAGCACAAAGAAAGGGGAUCUUUAUGUGACAUUUGAGGUUCUAUUCCCGGCCUCUCUAACACAGGACCAGAAGGAGAAGAUCAAGGCAGUUUUUGCUUAGGAGAUAGGCGAACCGAUUUUGUUUAGAUGUACCCAUUGUAACAUGAUGACGAUAAGUCGAUAAUAUAGAAAAAUUCAACGGCCCCUUAGGUUUCUCCCUUUCCUAUUUAACUCUUUUUCCUUUUUGUUUUGGUUUAGUAUUUUCGAAGCCGUUUCGGCAUAAUAUUUUGUCUCUAUUUGCGGUAUAGUGUCUCCCUUGUUUGAGGAGAACUACAAUAGAAACUGCAAGCAUUAAAUUUACUGAGAAAUAUUUCAUUCUUGUUAU
Corylus avellana is the source of this 1431-nucleotide messenger RNA. RefSeq names its product DNAJ heat shock family protein (gene ATERDJ3B). The record is from RefSeq and is a predicted model, not a curated record. Lineage: Eukaryota; Viridiplantae; Streptophyta; Magnoliopsida; Fagales; Betulaceae. Gene Ontology annotation, biological process: protein folding.